Cylindrotheca closterium is the source of this 705-nucleotide messenger RNA. The record is from the annotation of a GenBank genome assembly. Lineage: Eukaryota; Bacillariophyta; Bacillariophyceae; Bacillariales; Bacillariaceae.
AUGACCAUGAUCCACAGGAAUAGAAGAGCAAUUCACCUCAACAACGUUGCUGUUGAUCAAUUUGAAUCUGGACUACUAGUAAAUGCAUACCAAGCCCUUAUCGAGGCUACAGCUCUUCUUAGUGCCGAUACUGAAGAGAGACAAGAACAGCAGACAGAGGAUGCCUACAGAGGGAUGUACCGAUACUUUUGGGUAGAAUGCUCAUCCACUUACAAUCGACCCAAGGAGGAGAAGAAGAAUGAACUCUGUCUCAACGAAGGCAUCUCAUCUUUUCUCUGUUUGCGUGCCUUGAAGGUUACCAUCAAUCCUCAAGACUUGGAGAAGCUUGAUUCAGUUUGUGAUCGUGGUUACUCUUGGGUAAUAUGGUACAACCUGGCUCUGGUUUCCAACCUAAUGGGGACUCGAUUGGGCGAAAAGGGGUACAACCUUUUGGGAAAAGCAUUUGAUCUCUUGCAAAAGGUUCAAACCCGCAUCAACUCGGAAUCAGCCACUUGUGAUUGGUCAUUCCUCCAAAUGGCCAUAAUAAACAACCAAGCCUGCAUUUACCGAGAGCUCGCGAUGAUGGACGCACUUCAUCAAUCUCUCGACAAGCUAAGCGAGUCCCUUUCCUGUCAAUCAACUUCUGUUGUUGGAAAGCAACACAGAGACACAUUUUACUUCAACUUUGUUGUCCUCAGUGGACAAACAUUCGCACCCGCUGCAUAG